This is a messenger RNA of Penicillium pulvis, 1039 nucleotides long. RefSeq lists its product as uncharacterized. Bases 49 to 972 code for a protein of 307 amino acids. Lineage: Eukaryota; Fungi; Ascomycota; Eurotiomycetes; Eurotiales; Aspergillaceae. The transcript is spliced from 4 exons. Gene Ontology annotation, cellular component: EMC complex. Gene Ontology annotation, molecular function: protein binding. The record is from RefSeq and is a predicted model, not a curated record. Gene Ontology annotation, biological process: protein folding in endoplasmic reticulum.
ACCAGUCUCGCCGUUUAAGCAUUCGGCCCAUCUCGUCCUUGCAACACCAUGGGGGCUUUUGCUGAUUCCCGGGGCAUCAAUGGAUCCGAUUUAAUCUCCGCUCUUCAUCUCUCCCAGCAAGCGCCUGCGAUCCUCGGCCACGAUCCCUCCAACACCACGUCAACCGCUUCAUCCUCCGCAGAUACCGCGGAAGAGUAUGGCCGGACUGAACAGCUUUUUCUUGCCUGUCUGCGGACGGGUGAUGAUCUAUCUGCCCAGGCCUGUCUCGAUAGGUUAAGCUCCCGAUUUGGUGCCUCCAAUGAGAGGGUCAUGGGGCUCCGUGGCCUCUACCAGGAGGCGACUGCUAAAGACACCUCUGCCCUGGAGAAAUGCUUGAAGGAAUAUGAAACCAUUCUUGGAGACAAUCCGGUCAAUGUGCCCAUUCUAAAGCGUCGGGUCGCUUUGCUACGCUCGCUCCACCGGCCUGCUGAUGCGAUCGCUGCUCUCAUACAGCUCCUCGAUGCCAUCCCUACCGAUGCAGAAGCAUGGUGUGAACUCGCCGAUCUAUACCAGUCGCAGGGACUGGGUGCACAAGCCAUCUUUAGUCUUGAGGAGGCUCUUCUUAUCGCUCCUAAUGCCUGGAAUAUCCAUGCCCGACUUGGUGAAGUGCUCUACAUUAACACCUCCUCCCCCGACGGGGCCCAGCUUGCUAGCAAGUCGAUCCAGCAUUUCUGUCGAAGCAUUGAGCUCUGUGAUGAUUACUUGCGUGGUUUCUAUGGGUUGGCUCUGGCCUCAUCUCGCAUGCUAGAAAACGACUUUCAACAUGCCGCUGCGAUCCCGAAGACAACCCUUGACAGGCUGCAGCGCUUUUCUCUUCAGCGACUCCAAGAAAUUGUCCAGUCCCGGUCGAUAGAUGAUCAACACUGGGCAUCCAGUCGCAGUGAACUCAUUGCCGCCAAAGCCUUAUUGAAUCGCCUUCAGUCCACUCAAUAAUUCUGUAUUGGGUGUGAUGCUGUUCCGCCUGAUUUGGAUAUACCCCCUGUUUUUACUGUCUAAUGUU